AUGUCCUCCCGGUCCACUCGCUCCAAUCUGGGCAACCUCGUCAACCAGGACCGCGAUGACGACGCCCAGAGCAAGGGCGGUUCGCAGUGGCGAAGGGCCGAUCGACGGGCCACACAGAGCACGACGACAAUACCUGGUGGCCGAAAGAAGCGAAGAUCACCUACACCUUCGCGGAAGGCACGGGCUAGUACAGGGUCUGGGGCUGUAAGGCGGUCACAAUCCGUUAAACGGUCUCGUUCGCGUGCGCGGCCGGAGGAGUAA
This is a messenger RNA of Penicillium lagena, 261 nucleotides long. RefSeq lists its product as uncharacterized. The record is from RefSeq and is a predicted model, not a curated record. Lineage: Eukaryota; Fungi; Ascomycota; Eurotiomycetes; Eurotiales; Aspergillaceae. Bases 1 to 261 code for a protein of 86 amino acids. The transcript has a single exon.